Messenger RNA from Annulohypoxylon truncatum, 867 nucleotides. Its product is annotated as putative ergot alkaloid A. NCBI's taxonomy places the organism in Eukaryota, Fungi, Ascomycota, Sordariomycetes, Xylariales, Hypoxylaceae. The transcript is spliced from 3 exons. The coding region runs from base 1 to 867 and encodes 288 amino acids. The record is from RefSeq and is a predicted model, not a curated record.
AUGACUAUUCUACUGCUUGGCGGCCGAGGAAAGACUGCUAGUCGCAUCUCCUCACUCAUCCACGAUGCUCAUCUUCCUUUUCUUGUAGCAUCUCGCUCAACCAAUCCAAACAGCCCCUAUCAACAAGCAGCCUUUGACUGGACCAAAGCCGAUACCUAUGAGAAUCCCUUCACCAAAGCGUCUGCUGAAGGCAUGGCGCCAAUCUCAGAGGUGUAUCUUGUUCCGCCUCCAAUUUUCGACCUAGCCCCGCCUAUGAUCCGUUUUGUGGACUUUGCUCGGAAACGAAAUGUGAAGAAAUUCGUGCUUCUCAGUGCGAGCACCAUUGAGAAAGGAGGGCCGGCGAUGGGACAAGUUCAUGAGUAUCUUGACUCACUGAAAAACGUAGAGUAUACUGUCUUAAGGCCAACGUGGUUCAUGGAAAACUUCUCUGAUGCCCACGAACUCCAGACAAUUUCAAUUAAAAAUGAAAGCAAGAUCUAUUCCGCUACCGGAGAUGGGAAGAUCCCGUUUGUGUCGGCGGAUGAUAUUGCUCGGGUAGCAUUCCGUGCCUUGACAGACCAAACAUCUCGCAACACUGAUCACAUCAUCCUAGGGCCCGAACUACUUACCUAUGACAAUGUCGCGACGGUUCUCACGUCCGUUCUCCGUAGAAAGAUUACCCAUGUAAAUCUUUCCAAGGGAGAAUUAGUCAAAAGAUUGGAGUCCACGGGUAUGCCUACUGAAGAUGCAGAGAUGCUAGCUGAAAUGGAUAUUGCAAUCAAGAACGGGGCGGAGGAUAGACUGAAUCAUGUUGUGGAAGAGGUGACAGGAACUCUCCCACUGAGCUUCCGAGAUUUUGCUGUCCGUGAGAAGGAAGUCUGGUUGUAG